Molecule: messenger RNA, 8475 nt
Organism: Gambusia affinis (western mosquitofish)
Lineage: Eukaryota; Metazoa; Chordata; Actinopteri; Cyprinodontiformes; Poeciliidae
Product: kazrin-like
Exons: 12
Coding region: 584-2197 (537 amino acids)
Source: RefSeq, a predicted model, not a curated record
GCCGUUGCCUUCUUGUGCAAUUCCGCUCUAAAAAAGUUCUUGCUUCCAGAACAUUCUGGUCUUUCUCUCCUGGACUCGGACUGCAUCCAGUAGAGUUUUUAGCAGGCCGAUUGGCAAACAGAAGGAGAAGUUACGUGUUGAUUUUCUGCGCUGUUUUAGAGUUGUAGUCUCCCUGUAGUUUUGGCAAUGGCAACGGAGGAAGUGAACAAAGCCAUUCGUCCUCCGUCUAUGCUGUGGAGGAUGGUUGUUUUUACAUCGCGGGCAAUUUCUGCAGCGCCACACUGGAGCUUUAAUGAGCAGUCUGAGAGAGCAAGCGCAACACACAGAUCUCCCGUCAGCCAAAGAAGAGCGCACAACUCUCAACGGCAUAGGAGGCGACCAGACGAUCUGCUGAUCUGCAGUCAGCUUAGAGGCAACUGAAGAAGCCAAAUACCCUCUCUGUGCGAGGCGUAGGAAGAGGUCGUGAAGAGACUUCGGCGGCAAAUCAGCUGAGAAAGAGAGAGGGUGGGGGGGAAAGAAGAGAGAAGACUACUCUGGUGUGGAAAGCUGACCUUCGGUGCACUCCAAAGAAGAAGGAUCGGCCAUGGAGGAGACGCUCACCUGCAGUCGAAGCCCUUUCUCUCAGGUGUUUGGGCGCCAGGGUCAGCUGAUGCAAGCCACUGUGCAGUCGCUGAACAAUCUGAAUGACCAGAUUGCAAGCUUUAUGGUGACCAGACCCAAAUCCCUGGAACAGGAGGAGAAGGCUUACUCUCCUCCGGAGAAGGAGACGCUGCAGAAGUCCAUGAACCUCAUGCGGCACCUCCUCGUCGACGCUCAGGCAAAAAUCCUGAAAAUGAUGGAUGACAACAAGCAGCUGGCCCAACGCAUCGAUGGGGCCAUUCAGUCGGCCAGCCAGGAGGUGACCAACCUGCGGUCUGAGCUGAGCGCCACCAGCCGCAGACUUGCUGAGCUGGGGGCAACGGACUCCUCCGCCAGCAUGCAGGAGACGGUGCAGCACAACCACAACAAUCCGUCGCCUCAACAAAAGCAGAAACCCCCAACCACGGACCUCUGCUACAAGACUGAAAUCAGCAGUCUCAUGGACUUCAACUCUCCUGAUGCCUCAUUGGACAAAGUUCUGCUGCGCGAAGAGGUGGCCCAGCUCCAGGAGGAGGUGCACCUGCUGCGGCAGAUGAAGGACAUGUUGAGCAAGGACCUGGAGGAGACCCAGGGAGGCUGCUCGGCUGACGUCCUGUCCGCCACAGAGCUCCGAGUGCAGCUGGCCCAGAAGGAGGAGGAGCUGGAUCGGGCCAAGGAGGCUUUACAAGCCAUGAAGUCGGACCGCAAACGUCUCAAGGCGGAGAAGGCCGACCUGGUGAACCAGAUGCAGCAGCUUUACGCCACACUAGAGAGCCGGGAGGAGCAGCUUCGGGACUUCAUACGCAACUACGAGCAGCACAGGAAAGAGAGCGAGGAUGCAGUAAAGGCUCUGGCCAAGGAGAAAGACCUCCUGGAGAGGGAGAAGUGGGAUCUGAGACGGCAGACCAAGGAGGCCACGGAGCACACAGGGAUGCUGCGCUCCCAGCUCGACCUCAAGGAGAACCGCAUCAAGGAGCUGGAGGCUGAACUCGCCAUGAUGAGUAACUGUGUCAAUCAGAGAAUGGAGUUCCGGGUGUUUGAGCGGCUUGUGGACAGGGACUACUCUCCUAGGGUCACGGCGGCCAAACAGUCACUAGCCACGCUGACAAAGGAUGUGCCCAAGCGUCACUCAUUGGCCAUGCCCACCGAGGCGGUCGUCAAUGGCAACAACCAGGAGUGGGUGAUGCAGGCGGAUCUUCCCCUGACUGCUGCCAUCAGGCAAAGUCAGCAGACCCUCUACGUCCACACAGGCCAUCCCACUGACAGACAAGUGGCUGCGGUGCGAGUGAGCCCCAUCCACUCGCGUCAGCCCUCCAUCAUCUCUGACGCCUCUGCAGUGGAGGGAGAUCGGUCGUCUACACCCAGCGACAUAAACUCGCCACGUCACCGGACUCACUCCCUCUGCAAUUCCCUAGAAGAUCUGGAGGAGGCGAAGCGUAAGAAGAAGAAAGAGAAGAUGGGGCUGGGCUCGCUGUCGCGUGUCUUUGCCCGGGGAAAGCAACGCAAGUCUCUGGACCCCGGUUUGUUUGAUGGUACUUCCACACCCGAUUAUUACAUAGAAGAGGAUGCAGACUGGUAAAAGCACAGCUCUCUGAGUGAACCCACCUGUGGACCACAAUGCUUUUAAUGUGAGAGAGGAUGGAUGUUGGAGUGUAUAGAUAUAAUAUAAUACAUGCACCUGUUUAGCCCCACCAGAAGGGGAAUAAUUGUACGUGUGUGUGUGUGCGUGCGUGUCGGCGUGUGCACGUGUGGUUAGGCCAACGGUCAGAGGCCGAGUCAGGAGCCAGAGGCGCAUCUUACUUCGCCGAAGUGUAACUCUUAUUGAACACAUUGCACCUGUAUGUGUGUACACGUCUGUAAAUAGAAACACAGCAACAAUGUUGACUUGCUCUGUUGAAGCUGUUUUACUGGAUCUUUUUCUUGACUUUUUGUUUUCAUAAAGCUGGAAACUUGAAGGACUGCUGUAUCUGUAAAUAACAACGGUUGCUGUGUACUCUGUGCUUGCAAAUGUCUCCAUGUUCCGAUUAACUUUUGUUCAUUUUGACACAAAUUCCCCUCACAACUCAAAGCCCCUUUAUUGUUUUUGUAUUGUUUUUUUUUUGUUUUUUGUCCUGCCUGGUCCUCCCCUCCCUUUUCACACAGCCAUGAUGAGAACAGUUUCCUGUAGGCAACAUGCAGACUCCUCAGUUCCAACAACAAUUCGAUUAUCAUUUAUUGCAUUUCUCAGAAAACAAAAACUGAACAGGGGCUCUAACUGGUUGCAAUGAAGCCGCUGAGCACGGGGUCAGCUUCCUACGCUGACCCAUUUGUUCCACAGCAUAAUGAAGCCAAACAGGAAAUGCAAAAAAAACAAACAAACAAACAUGAUUUCUAUCUGCUAAGAUAGAACGUACAGUGCCUUGUCAACGUAUUCAUACCCCUUGAUUUUUUUUCUUUUCUCCACAUUUUUUCAAAAAUAACUAAUUAUUUAAUUCCAUCCAAUUGAUGCUAUGGUUGUAUAUCUGUUCUAUAUCUUUAGCAGUUAUUUACUCCUGGAUUGCUCCAUCCAUGUUUCUAUCAACUCUAACCAGCUUCCCACAAAUCAUGAUACUGCCACCAGUGUGUUUUACCAUGGGAUUGGGCCAAAACGUAACAUUCUGUUUCCACCUGAGCAGAGAUCAUGCUGUAUGAGCCUAACUGAGAGCUCGCAAAAUAGAAUCGAGGGCAGAUCGAGUUGAUGUAAAAUUGGCUUAUUACCUCUUUGGCUUAUUACUGCUUUUUCACAAUGUCUUUCUUCUUGUCCGUCUUUCUUUGAGGUCAGAUUUGUUAAGUGAACAGCUAAGAGUUUUCUGUUUUUGUCCCAUCUGAGAUGUGGAUCUCUGCAGCUCCUUCUAAUUUUUAAGUAGGCAUCUUGGCUGCUUCUCUCAUAAGCCAGAAUGCAUUGAUAAAACUCCUUAACAAACUAAUAUCAAGGAUAUUACCAAAAAGCUGUCGCUGCAUUUAAUAAGUACUUCUUAAAGUUAAAUAAUAUUGAACAUCUUUUCAUGUUGUUCAGUCUCUCUGGGAUUUCACAAUUGGUUUUGUGAUUCUUUUUGCCAUCAAAAUCACUGAUUAUGUGGAGAUAACGAGGAAGUUUGUAAUAUCUGCAUUUAUGUACGAAGUAAAUUAUGACUUUGCUUAUCAUCACAUCGAUCACGGGCUAACUAAUAAUUUGACAUCACAUGAGGCUGAGGCAACAGUGUUGUAAAAGUAAGCAAUACUGCCCCUUACAGGAGAAAGUUGCCAAUAUUUUCCACAAUUUAUGGCUGAAAUUCUGAAACAAACUAACAGUUAUGCACUAGAAUGACAAAAAUACGGGGAUCCACUGAUUUUGCGUGAAUUUCUGUGAUUGCUAAAAACCAGAGGGACUGAUUGAUGUAAGUUAGCGUCUGGAGUCUAGAGGGCCACAUGCAAAGCUAUGGUGGGCCAGAUUUGUCCGCCGAGCACUGAGUUUGACACAUGAGAUUUAGUGGGUAUUAAUGGCUUGUUUAACAUUGCUUUGUGAUAAGCUAAAAUUUUAAAAGGUAUUUUUUUCUAAUCUGAUUCAGAUUUAAUCUGCAGCACAGCUUUAAUCUUGAUGCACCUGCAGUGACCCUUGAUCUUUAUGGUGUUGCUAAAUAGUUUCUACAUCAUUCAGAUUUUUUUUUAUUUUUUUUAUUUUGUAGAUCAACAAUGAAUGCCUCCACGGUUAUGGGUUGCUCUGUGUCAGUCCAUCGCAUAAAAUCCAUUGACAUUUUGUGGCAGUGAUGUGACGAAAAUAUCCAAAUGUUCGAGGGAUACUUAUGCAAGACACUGCACACACCUGAACAUGUAACAUGCAUGCAAAUAGCCUCAGACCCCCAAAGCAUGCUGAGAGGGUUGUGUUGCAUAUGUUGUCAAGAAGGCACUUUAAAAAAAAAAAAAGAGAGGUCAGUUACUGAUUUCAUGAUGUUUGUUCAUGAUUUUGUCAGAUUCAAAUGUAUCCUUUUUGAUUUUUAAACUUGACCCUUUAAUUUUGUUUGAUUACUCUGCUAGGGUUUAGCAAUUUAGCCUUAGUCUGCAUCUCCAAGGCAACAUUUUCAUGUGGAAGUCAAUUUGGAAAUUUCAAGAUCAGCAAAGUUGUCAAGAAACCAACACUAUAUUUAAUCAUUCAUAGUCUUUCUCCCAUUUUCUUGAUCUCGCAGUUGCUCACAGCUAUCAUUAUGCUAAUACUCCGAAAAGCUGCUGGGGUUGGAUUAUAAUGGAGGAGCCUGUCUAAAAUUAGAAGCUAGAUAUAAAACUGAUGGUCAAGACUUUUGCAGACCGCUGGAAGCAAAGUUGUUUUUAAUUAAUAACUGGAACCACAAUUAAAAGAAGUGCACAUUAAACAAAAGACUCGAACACUGAUGAGUGCCAACUCGGGAGGUUAGAAAUUAGGUCUUAAGCAUACUAAUCAAGUAAAAGCAUUGCUUUCCAGGUGACCCCCUGAGCUCACAAAACAUUCUUCCGUUUAAGCUACUACUGGAAAAAAAAAAAAGCAAUUAGCUCUGUGUUAAAGGUUAAUAACAUUUCUUCAAGCCAAAGAAUGUCCAGAGACACAGGAUUCUUUUCAUCCUGGAUCAAAUUGGAGUCUGCACUGCCCCCACUGGAAAUCUCUUCUCUCCCUGACAUUAAAUUAUCACUGGAUGUUCAUUAGCUGUGCCAGAGAGCACUGGAGCUAUUUUUUAACCAGACUUUACAAGAAUAGAGGAUCUUUGGAAAAGUAUUUGCUGCCAGACCUUUUUUUUUUUAUUUUUUUUUUUUACAUGGUCACAGUUCAAUGUUUCAGAUCAUCAAACAAAUUUUAAUAUUAGACAUGAAGACCUGAGAAAAUGUAAAAUGCAUUUACAUUUUACAUGAUUUUAAUUCGUUAAGCUACCCAAAACAACCUGCCCUGGCGUGAAAAAAUUAUUCCCCUUUAAAACCGGCUACUAGUUGUUUCACUCUUGCCAGCAACAACUUCCAUCAGGUAUUUAUGAUAAUUGGUAAUGAGUCUUUUACAUCACUGUGCAGGAAUUUAGCCCACCUUUCUUUGCACCAGUAUGUAAAUCAGCCUCACUGGAGGGUUUUAAAUAGCCUACUCUAAGUCAUUACCUUUAAUGCAGAUUUAGUUCCAAACUUUGACUCAAAGGUCUUAAUUUUUUUUAAUGAUUCAGAGACGGAUUAAGCUAGUGUGCUAGAGUUGAGUUAUGUCACCUUGUGAAGCUUCGUGACUCAAGCACACUUGAGUUUUAAGACAAAAACAUAUGACUGGACAUUCUCACCUGCUUGAUUAUCUGAAACGUUUAGGCGUGACAAAAUCAGAAAAUAUUAUGUAGGAAAUUCAAAGAUAAAUCAUCACAUAUUCGGCUGCAUUUAUAGGAACAACUCAACCAAUUAAAGUGCUCAUUAUCUGAUAAUAUAUAGGAAAACACAGGCUACUUUUAUGUUUCCAUUGAACCAGUUUUUACCUGCUGACGGGGGAAACUACAUAUCAAAUACAGCAUUGUAUGAUUUCAUAUUCUGAGCCACGGUGUGUUUUUAUUCUGCCACAGAUAUUUUACUUUUUGUAAAUGAGAUAGCAUUACAGAAAUGAGAUGAAUAUUAUUGUUAUUAUUAUUGAAGAGUUUUAUUUAAAGUCAGAGAUGUAGGCCUCAGUGUGGAACUGAGAUAUUUAGAAGUAGAUAGUAGCAACUUUUUAAGGCAUGGCAACAACGUUACGCUAAAAAAAGAAAACAAAUUAAAAAAAAUAAAUAAGAUUAUUUUAAAAUAAAAUAAAUGAUAUUGAUUUCUAUGUGGCUGUCCUCUCUUUUCCUGUGUUUGUGUUGUUUAAGUGUUUUUUGUGGUUGUAUGUUGCUACUUCUGAUUUGUCCCUUUUUUCACGUGGGGGAGCUGCAGUGUGCAGCCUUCAAAUGGCCUUUUUUUCUCUGUUUCCCUCUCUGAUUUCUUCAUUCCCAGCUAAUUUUUUUGUUCCCUACAUUUCCCACAAAGCUGCAUUAGUUUUCUCAAAACAAAGGGGACAAGGGAAGAUAAGGCCAUGUCAAAUCUCAUGUGUGAGCGCAUGGUGUCAGUAAUGGUGUGUACCAUGUGUGCACUAACCUGUAACUCUGACCCCUUCCUGUCAAACUCCCAUCCUACUCUCAACACAGUGGAGCGACCCAAGAAGCAACCAGUCACAUUCAAACAGGUUGGAGGAAAGAUGAUUUCUUGUGGCUUCAACAAAGAGUUGCACUGGGUUGCAAACUGUGUUGGCAGAUACCUUCUAACUUUCAAACAACGUCACACCCUGACCUGACUUAGCACUUCUUCAAGUUGAAGUGUAGAUUUUUUUUUCUUUAUAUAUAUAGAAAAAGAUGUAAUGUGUGAAACAGAAAGUGAGUGCUGAAACAUAAACAGGCUUUUGAGAGCAAUGGUAAGUUUUAUGAUAUACAUUGCCCAGUUACUUUAUUAGCCAUAUCUUGGAAGAUUCUUUUUUUGUUUCUGUUUUAAAAAUUUUUUUUGUGACCUGUGUGAACUUGGGCUCACCAAAUAUGUCAAAUCUAACAAAAUUGGUUUAAAAAAAAAAAAAGAAAGAAAGAAAGAGAGAACGGAAAAAACAACUUGUGGUAGUUUUGGUUUAUGUCAGAUUAAUUUCCAAUUUUGCUGCUAUAAUUUUUUAAAGAUAUUAUUAAAGGCAUGAGCGGACACAGUCAGGACACAUUAUCCAGAUAAAACAAAAGUGGUGUCAACAGUGAAUAAAACACAUACAAUGUUUUAUUCACUGUUUGUUUUGGUUUGGACAACAAAAUAUUGUUUAUGCCACUAUCAUUUUACAGACUCCAAAGUAUAGCUAACAGUCAGUUUUUUCACUUUAUAUCCAUGAUGAUAUUCUCAUAUUCCACCAUCCAACCAAAGGUUCUCAAAAUCUAUUACUGAAAAACCAAGUACAAACUUAAAGGUCUCAUUUUGUUUUGCCAGUAGGACAUGCAAAACAACAAAUAUUUUCUGAUAAUAUAGGCUGUAUUCUGUUGUAGGCUUUAAACUGAUUUAGGGUGAUAAUAUCUCUCAUAUAGUUGAUUUAUUUCAGAAGGUUUUAUAUUGCACCCUAUUUCCAUCGAUAAAGGUUUUUAUCCCCAUCUGAGUCAGAUGACUCUGCUGAAAUAUGGCUGAUUAUGUUCAAACCUCAGUGUCAAACCAAGUUAACAGAAUGUGGUAGAGGUGCUUUCAAUCAAUAUAUUUUACCUGUAUUUUUCAUUUUCUUAGAUUUUGUGGCGCUAAAAGCCUUUAUUUGCCACAACUUGAGAGGAAAGCAGACCCUUUUCUCUGUCUGCUUUCCUCUCAGCAAACAUUGUGGUGCCAUGGAGUUGAAAUCUGCACGACUGUGCUGAGGAGUAAUUGCCUCUAAAUGUUUCAUGAUGUCUACCAUUUAAGCACAAGCUGCAUCCACAAUUAGAUUGUUUUUAGUAUAAACAAAUAAAAUUUAAAGUCCAGUAAAUUCCAAAUGAUCACUCCAAGAACAGGAAACCCUACAAGACUUAGGUUUUCCUAAACUAAGAUUUAGUGGGUUUUCUUUGUUAAUGUGAUUUUCAUAGAAAAAAAAACAAACAAAAAAAAAACAACUUUCAUUUUGAAAAACAGAAGUUCUUCUCAAAAAGCUGCCUUAUUCAGUUUAUUUUAAAUCACACGGUAAAGUGUACAAAGGUCCUUCCACUCCUAAAUCUUUUUUUCAGUCAACUUGGUACAAAUUAUUAGUUUUGUGUUUACCUAUUCCUGCAGAGAUACAGAAAGGAAGAAGAACCAAAAUUAUUAUUUUUUUCUCACUGAGGGCUCUUCUGUGCAAAGCUUGGAGCAAAAUCUCAAAAGUUGUGACUAUGAGAGAGGACA